Cervus elaphus (red deer) is the source of this 2953-nucleotide messenger RNA. RefSeq names its product cationic amino acid transporter 3-like. The transcript is spliced from 11 exons. Gene Ontology annotation, cellular component: plasma membrane. NCBI's taxonomy places the organism in Eukaryota, Metazoa, Chordata, Mammalia, Artiodactyla, Cervidae. Gene Ontology annotation, biological process: amino acid transport; transmembrane transport. The record is from RefSeq and is a predicted model, not a curated record. Gene Ontology annotation, molecular function: amino acid transmembrane transporter activity. Bases 1 to 1872 code for a protein of 623 amino acids.
AUGCUGCGUCAGUAUGUUCGCCGGUUUCGUCAGGGACUGGUCCGCAAGUGGCCACUGGAGGCCCGGGAGGAGUCUGAGAGUCACAGAGCUCCUCUGAGCACCUUGGACCUGGUGAUCUUGGGUGUGUGCAGGACUCUGGGAGCCGGCGUGUACGUCCUAACUGGUGUCAUGACCCUGCUCAUAGCUGGACCAGCGAUCGUCAUCUCCUUUUUGGUGGUCGCCCUGUCUUCAGUGUUGUCUGGACUCUGCUAUGCCGAAUUUUGGUCCUAUGUACCACCCUCCGGUUCUGUGUAUCUUUACAGCGUCGUUGCCAUGGGAAAACUGUGUGCCUUCCUCAUUGGCUGGAACGUCUUGCUGUAUUUAAUGGCUGCCGCUUCCUGCUUGACCAGGGCUUGGAGCUAUGCCUUUGACAGCCUCAUUGGGAACCACAUCUCUCAGGCAUUAGAGAGAACUUUCUCUCCACACAUGCCCUCUUUCCUGGCCCCGUACCCAGACUUCAUUGCCCUGGGCCUGGUACUGCUGAUGACUGGACUACUGGUUCUGGGAGCUCGUGUGACAACCCUGAUUAUCAAAGUGUCCACAGGCUUGAACCUUUUUGUUCCCAUCUUCAUGAUCCUCUCGGGCUUCAUUAAGGGAGACCUGCACAACUGGCAGCUCACAGAACAGGACUACAGAUCAAAUACAUCCAGAUCCAGCAGCACCUUUAGCUUGGGCCCUCUGGGUUCUGGAGGGUUUGUGCCCUUUGGCUUUGAAGGGAUUCUCCAAGGAGCAGCUAUACUUUUCACCUCCUAUUUUGGUGUUCAUGGCAUGGUCACUGCAGGGAAGGAAGCCCCAAAUCCUCAGCGUUCCAUCCCCUUGAGCAUGGUGAUCUCCAUCUUCAUUGGCUUUCUGGCGUACUCUGGAGUUUCAGCGACACUCACCCUCAUGGUGCCCUACUACCAGAUUUACCCUUACAGCCCCUUACCACAGGCUUUCCUCCAGGUCGGAUGGGACCCGGCUGCAUAUGUCAUGGCUGCUGUCUUCCUGUGUACCCUUUUAUACAGCUUCCUAUGCGCCAUGGUCUCCAUGUUUCAGUUGACCUGCACAAUGGCAGCUGAAGGGCUCCUUUUCCGAGUUCUUGCCCAGAUCCACUCCCGUACUGGCACCCCCGUCAUGGCCAUCUUGGCUUCCGGAACUCUUACAGGGUUCACAGCAUCACUCCUAGGGAUCCUUGAUCUGGUGAAACUCAUGUCAGCCGGUGUCCUGCCUGCUUACACUCUUGUGGCGGUUUCUGUCCUUGUCCUCAGGUACCAACCAGACCAGAAUUUAAGCAAGAAGCAGAAAACAGAGAAGGGAAAUGAGACUUCUGAUCUUGAAGCAAGUCCUUCAGAACCUGUACCUGAAGCAGGACCCUUAAGGAUUCUAAAGAGUCUGUGGUUCCCUACCAGCACCACUCCCACCAAGAUAUCUGGGCAGAUUGUCUAUGGAUGUGCCUCUCUGCUUGUUCUCCUGCUGUCCAUCCUGAGCCUGAUCCUGGCCCAGUGGCCCAGCCAGGUGUUCUCUGGAGACCCCGUGCUCACAACAGUGGUGGUGCUGCUGCUGCUGCUCAUCACUGGGGUCACGGUCAUCAUGUGGAGGCAGCCCCAGAGCCCCUCUCCUCUUCUGUUCAGGAUCCCUGCUCUGCCUGUCCUGCCACUGGUGAGCAUCUUUGUGAACAUUUACUUGAUGAUGCAGAUAACCUCUGAGACCUGGAUCUUAUUUGGCAUCUGGAUGGCAAUUGGAUCUGUCAUAUACUUAGGAUAUGGGAUCCGACACAGCCUGGCAGGGAACAAUCAUCAACAGCCACCAGCCUCCACCCCCCCAGACUCUGGAUUAAAACAUCCGCAGUGCUGAUUCUGCCUAACCCAAGGAAAUUGAUGCUAUGUGGACUCCCUCCGUUCCCUGGAGGUAUCUUCUGGUUUAAGAGGCACUUUGAGCUUCUGUGGAAUGUGAACAUGUGUUGCAUUUAUUGCCCUGUUUUUAUUGCCAUUGGAUGUUGUAUAUUUUUAAAGCAAACUUUUUAAAGCAUAAUAGACAUACUUAAAAGUGCAUGCUUUCUAAGUGUGCAGCAAAACGACUUUUCACAACAAAAUUACCACAGUGUAGCCAGUAACCAGAGGAAGAAAUAAAAUAUUAACCAGACAUGUGAGAAACAACUUCUUGUGACUCUUCCCAGCAAGAACACAGAGACUGCCAUUUAGGAAGGAAACACAGGUAACUACGUAUUUUGUCAAGACUUACACUUUAAACAUUACAACACAAACAGACUGGAAGUAAAUGUGCAAAUAGUCACACAAGAAAGUCAGGGUAGCUAUAUUACUAUCCAAGUAGACUUUGAGAAAAAGAGAAUUAAUACAAAUAAAGUGAAUUAUUUCACCAUGAAAAGAGAAAUGAUUAUAUUUCUAUUUUCUCCCAGCUUUACUGAGACAGUGUAACAUUGUGUAAAUGAUUGUUUUUCAUUAACUUUCUAUCUCAGACUCUUAGAGUAACUCAGUUGAGCUGAUGAAGAGAAGUUCUUAAUUAAAAAAAAAAACAACCAAACCAAAACUCCUACAUUGCCAGAGGUGGGGAAAUGGGGUCAUAGGUAAUUGCUGGCUGAUAAAUGGUUACUGAUGGGUGUAACUAAAAGGUAAGAAGUUAAAAGUAUAACUAAAAGAGAAUUUUUAGUGUAAGAAAAAGUUAGUAACUUUUAGUGUAAUGGAAAAAAAGAGUGCAACCAAAGUGUAACUAAAAGGUAAGAAGUUAUCUUGGAGAGACAAGACAAAAAGAUGUUGCUACAGAACAGAAUGCUCAAAAUCGAGAUUAUGGACAUUCAAGAAGCUGAUAAGAAUGAAAUAGAGGAUUGUUUGUGGGAAUGAACAACUGAAGUAGAGUGAAGGGAGGAUAGAUGUCAAGAAACCAAAUACAAGUUAUUAGAUGAAUCUAAGAAUACAUG